Messenger RNA from Nannospalax galili (Upper Galilee mountains blind mole rat), 3075 nucleotides. Its product is annotated as nesprin-1-like. The record is from RefSeq and is a predicted model, not a curated record. Lineage: Eukaryota; Metazoa; Chordata; Mammalia; Rodentia; Spalacidae.
GAUUUUGUUAAGCAGCUACAGUACAAACAGGCAUCAGUGGGCACCAUCGUAGAAAAGGUAAACAACUUAACCAAGAAGCAGGAGUCUCCUGAACACAAGGAAAUAAGCCACUUAAAUGAUCAGUGGCUGGAUCUCUGCCUUCAGUCUGACAAGCUGUGUGCACAAAGGGAGCAGGAUCUUCAGAGAACCAGGGAUUACCAUGACCACAUGAAUGUGGUUGAAGCAUUCCUUGAAAAAUUUACUACAGAAUGGGAUAAUUUGGCCAGGUCUGAUGCAAAAAGCACGGCUGUCCACUUGGAGGCUCUGAAACAGUUGGCCUUGGUAUUGCAGGAGAAGAAGCAUGCCAUUGAAGAUCUGAAAGAGCAAAAGCAGAGGAUGGUAGAGCAUCUGAAUCUGGAUGACAAGGAAUUAGUGAAGGAACAGACCAGCUACUUUGAGCGACGCUGGUUUCACCUUGAGAAGGACCUUGUUAAAAGGAAAAUCCAAGUGUCAGUCACCAACUUGGAGGAGUUAAAUGUGGUGCAGUCCAGAUUCCAGGAGCUAGUGGAGUGGGCAGAAGAACAACAGCCCAACAUCGCAGAGGCCCUGAAGCAGAGCCCCGCUCCUGACAUGGCUCAGAACCUCCUCCUGGACCACCUGGCCAUCUGCAGUGAGCUGGAGGCCAAACAGAUGCUCCUGAAAUCGCUGAUGAAGGAUGCUGAUCGUGUGAUGGCUGACCUCAGCCUCAAUGAGCGGAAGCUGAUUCAGAAAGCACUCGCGGAUGCUCAGAAGCAUGUGAGUUGCCUCAGUGACUUAGUAGGUCAGCGAAGAAAAUACUUAAACAAGGCUCUGUCUGAGAAAACCCAGUUUCUCAUGGCAGUAUUUCAGGCUACCAGCCAAAUUCAGCAACAUGAGCGAAAGAUCACGUUCCGGGAACAUAUCUGCCUACUUCCGGAUGAUGUGAGCAAGCAGGUUAAAACAUGUAAGUCUGCCCAGGCCAGCCUCAAGACUUACCAAAAUGAAGUCACUGGGCUUUGGGCACAGGGUCAUGAAUUAAUGAAAGGAAUCACAGAGCAGGAAAAGAAUGAGGUUCUGGCAAAGCUUCAGGAGUUGCAGAGUGUUUAUGACUCUGUUUUGCAAAAAUGUAGUCACCGGUUUCAAGAGCUAGAGAAGAAUUUAGUUUCUAGAAACCAUUUUAAGGAAGAUUUUGAUAAAGCAUAACACUGGCUCAAACAAGCAGAUAUUGUUACGUUUCCUGAAAUCAACCUCAUGAAUGAAGGCCCUGAGCUUCACGCACAGUUGGACAAAUACCAGCACAUCCUGGAACAAUCCUCAGAAUAUGAAAAUCUUCUACUCACACUACAAAGGACUGGGCAGGCCAUGCUCCCGACCCUAAGUGAAGUUGAUCAUUCCUACCUCAGUGAAAAGCUAAGCACUCUACCCCAACAAUUCAAUGUCAUUGUUGCCUUGGCUAAGGACAAGUUUUAUAAAAUCCAGGAAGCAAUUCUGGCUUGAAAGGAAUAUGCAUCUUUGAUAGAUUUAACAACCCUGUCUCUGAGUGAACUGGAAGAUCAGUUCCUGAAGAUGAGGAAGAUACCCUCUGACCUGAUAGUGGAAGAGAGUGUCCUUCAGGAGAGCUGCAGAGCCCUUCUGGGUGAGGUGGUGGGCCUCGAGCAAGCCAUAGAUGAACUAAACCAGAAGAAAGAAAGCUUUCGCAGCACAGGUCCGCCUUGGCAUCCAGAGAAGAUGCUGCACCUGGUCACCUUGUACCACAGGCUGAAACGGCAAGCCGAGCAAAGGGUCAACUUGCUAGAAGACACCACUAGUGCUUACCAGGAGCAUGCAAGGAUGUGUGAGCAGUUAGAGAGUCAGCUGGAGGCUGUGAAAACCAAGCAGGCCAAAAAGUGAAAGGAAACACUCCCAGUGGAGGAGAAGCUCAAACUGUAUCACUCCCUGGUGGGAAGCCUGCAGGACUUAGGGAUUCUGCUCAAAAGACUAGCUAUGCACCUGGAGGAUCUCACUCCGCACCUUGAUCCCAAUGCUUAUGAGAAAGCCAAGGGUAAGGUCCAGGCUUGGCAAGAGGAGCUGGACUGGUUGACCUCUGGCAUUGGCGAGACAGUGAUGGAGUGCGAGAGCAGAAUGGUGCAGAGCAUAGACUUCCAGACAGAAAUGAGCCGCUCCAUGGAGUGGCUGCGGCGGGGAAAGGCAGAGCUCAGCGGGCCAGUGUACCUGGACCUCAGCCUCCAGGACAUCCAGGAGGAGAUCAGAAAGAUCCAGAUCCACCAGGAGGAGGUCCGGUCCAGUCUGAGGAUCAUGAGUGCCUUGAGUCACAAGGAGCAGGAGAAGUUCAAGAAGGCCAAAGAGCUGAUCUCGGCAGACCUGGAGCGCACGCUGGCUGAGCUGGCAGAGCUGGAUGCCAACGUGCAGGAAGCCUUGCGCACCCAGCAGGCUACCUUGACUGAAAUAUACAGACAGUGUCAAAGGUAUUAUCAAGUAUUUCGAGCAGCUAAUGACUGGCUGGAGGAUGCCCAGGAAAUGUCACAGCUGGCAAGCAAUGGCCUCGAUGUUGAGAGUGCAGAGGAAAAUCUCAAAAGUCACAUGGAACUUUUCAGCACAGAGGAUCAGUUCCACAGUAAUGUGGAAGAGCUCCAAAAUCUAGUGGUCAAGCUGGAUCCACAUAUCAAGCCAACUGGGAAAGAAGAGCUAGCACAGAAGAUGGCUUCCCUGGGAAAGAGGAGUCAGAGGAUCAUCCAGGAUUCCCACACCCAGCAGGACCUCCUGCAGAGAUGCACAAAUCAGUGGCAAGAUUACCAGAAAGUGAGGGAAGAAGCUAUUGAGUUGAUGAAUGACACAGAAAAGAAACUGUCUGAGUUUUCAUUAUUGAAGACGACUUCUAGUCAAGAAGCUGAAACAAAGUUGUCAAAACACAAGGUUAAAGAAGCCACUGACAUGAUUGAUCAACUGCAAGGUAAAUUACCGGGAAGCUCAACAGAGAAAGCCUCAAAAGCAGAGCUCGUGGCCCUUCUUGACUGCCAUGACACGUGUUCCCUGGAGCUAGAGCAGCAGCAGCUGGCCCUGGGGAUGCUACAGCAGUGA